AUGAUUUCAAGCAUGAAAAGCAAUUACGACAAGGCAAAUACGGGUGUGGUGCAAGAUCGAUGCCGUCCGUUUACUGAUGCCUAUCGUGUCUCUACCUUAUAA
This is a messenger RNA of Chondrus crispus (carragheen), 102 nucleotides long. RefSeq lists its product as hypothetical. The record is from RefSeq and is a predicted model, not a curated record. NCBI's taxonomy places the organism in Eukaryota, Rhodophyta, Florideophyceae, Gigartinales, Gigartinaceae. The coding region runs from base 1 to 102 and encodes 33 amino acids. The transcript has a single exon.